GAAGCCCAUCUUUAUUGUGCAGUAACAUUAGGAGAGUUCAGACUUUUCCUAAGGCAUUGCUGCCAUAUUUGUAUUUCUCCUUUUCUCUAACUUCUAACACUUUCUUUGCACCCCCCAAUCGCCUCCUAUACUGAGGAAGAAGUUUAAGAUCUUUUUUUUUCCCUCAAUUUAAUCUUGGUGUCACAAGUAAUAACCGUGAAGCCCCAAAGAUAGAAAGAUUAGGUGUGGCUAUCGAGAGGUGGUAUGGUUAGCAUGGCAUCUACCUAACACUUUUGGCCACAAAGACCCUUAAGUAACUAAGGUAACUGAUUAUUAUUAUUUUUUUCAUUUCAUAAUACAAAAAUAUUAUGAAGGUUCAGCCAGAUUUUGGCAUAAAGGGCCAAGACAGUUCUGCAAAUGAUAUUUCUAGAUUGAUCUUAUUGUGUCUUAAUGCUUUUCAAUGUACUUGGAAAGUUUUGGUUCCAAGGAAGAUCACAAUUGUUUCUGAUCACUCAGCCUGAAAAGGGAGUAGAGAGAGAUGAAUUUUUCUCCUGCUGAGAUCACUUUGUCCAAGUCUGAUUUUAAAUGGUCAGAAAGUACUUAUCGAGUGCCUUGUACUGUUAGACCUGUUAGAGGAUCCAAAAUAUAGGAGGGGAGGUUGUUGUCCUAAAACCUCACUCCCUCUCACAUUCCUUUUUCAUCUCAUUGGAAGCAAGGGGUGGGAUUAUGUUAGAAACAUCCCAGACUUGGUCUUAGUGUUUUCUUUAUAACCAGGCUAACAUUUUUCUAGACAAAGUUUGCAUGGCUAUGGAGUCUCAGUUCUGCUUCUUACUGUUCUCAUGUUAAUUCAUAAUUCCAAAAAAAAAAAAUUAAAAAUAAAAAAUUCUUAAUUCCAUUGUGAUAUCAUGUUUGACCUAGUUUGAAAGAAUCUAAUGAGAAACGGGGAAGAAAAACAAGUCAUUUGUGAAAGAUAAUGCUUAUUUAUAUGUGAAUCUAAUAUACGUGACAAAGUAAGGAAAUAAAAAACCAAAAGGUCUCGGUUUUAAAUAUUGUGCAGUGUUUUCCCCAUACCUGCACCUUUUCUCAUCGAACCACACGUCCAGUUUUGGAUUGGGAAGACAUCCUUAAUCUACUUAUGCUCUGCCUGAAAUCAUAAGGCCUUCUCCGUCUAUCUUUGGGGAGACCAAAUAAUAACACCCCAAAGCACCCACUCUGUGCCAACCAACUACCACCAUAAGCACUUUAGAGUUGCACCAUCCUCCCAGGUGGCUAAUAAUUAUCCUCACUUAACAGAAGUGGCAGCUGAAGCCGACUGAGCGCAGCUGGAAGGAGGAAGGCUGGAGGCCCCUCCGUCCUGUCCCCUAUUUGUGUGGGGUGGGGGUGGGGGGGCAACCUGCUGGGCCGAAAGCAUUUACUCUGUCCAGCGUUCCAACUGCAUGAGUUUCAAGAGUUUCCCUCCUUAUUAAGACCUUGGAAAAGAACCAACGCUGCUACUUCCUGGGAGUUUUCCAUCAAAUUCGGUCCUCUGGUGUAAUAAGGAAUGUGCUUGUACAGUAUCAAAAAAAACAAAAAACAAAAAAAAAACACAACGUUUUUUUUUCAUUGUGGGAAAUAGGCAUACAUCCCUGCAAGGAACAAAGAAAACCUUUACCAGAGGGUUAUGGUAAAAGCCUAACUUCAUGUUGAAGUUGGGUGGUAACUUUCUUUCAAUAAUUCAAACAUACCUAAUUAAAACAUAAGCUCCUUACUGCACUUCAAAAAUGUUCCUGUGUCUACAGGGGGUUUCCCAUUCUUGAAACACUUUGUACUCCCAUGUGAAAUUGGGAUGUUUACUAUGGAAACUAAAGUGCACUUUAUUUGGUCAGCCGAAAAUGAGAAAAUACAUGUUGCGUGGCCUGAAGUUUAGAGUUUUAAACGGAACCGCAUGGGAUUAACUUCUGGAAUGGCGACUCACUCCAAUGACACUUCAAAUGCAAUUAUGGCCCCUCUAGCCUUCCCAGCCUGGCAGUGACAUAUGUGGGCAAGUUGCACAGGAAAUACGUAACAAGGACGAUCGCUAACUCGCGGUUGCUUGGAUGGGUUGUGGUUGGGAUCGUUCUCAUGGUCACUGAUUCCCUCUCAGAACUCCGGGAUGGGCCCUUGGGAGCUCAAGUGAACACAUGGUGUCACCCUGAGGUGGCCCCGUCCGAAAGCCUCCCCACUGCGGCGGCAAAGCUUUCAUUUACUACCCAUAACUAACUUCAGUGGGCUUCUUGGCUAAAUUAUCCUACAUCUUUGUCAUGUGGUUUUUAAAGCUAAAAUACUUCAGCAUGGAGACUUUGAUGUGUGUGUGAGUGUGUGUGUUGUAUGUUGUGUGAGUGUGCUUUGUGUGUGUCUGUGUGUGUGUGUGUGGUUUUAACCUACACCCUAGAUACAUCAGUAGCCCUAAUCCAAAGUGCACACUCUGGGGUGAUUGAUGGCAUUUAAUUACAAGGCCCAGAUUCCAGAAGCAGGUGCCACUCUCUUGUCCACACCAGAGGCUUUUAGCCGGCCUAAUGGAUAUUAGAAAUGGGUUUUCAAUGGUGAGAUUAUUUGUGUUCAAGAAUGUAACCUCACAGAAGCCUGUUUUUGGUCUCCCCAUGUGUAGGGAUUUUGUCUGAUUUGUUCACAGAUAUAUCCUCAGUGCCUAGAUGUGUGCCUGAUGUGUGGUAUGUGCUCAAAGAAGAUCUAUCAAUGAAUGAAUGGAUGAAUGAAUGAUUUGCAGCAUUAUUUAGCCCACAUCAGGGAUUUUAGCCAAAUAAGGGUAUUAUUAGCCACGUCCCAGUUUCCUUUAGAUCUCAGUAGCUCUUGGUAACCACAUUCAGGGUUUCUCCCCCUUGCUUCUCUCCACCCCCCCUCCCCGCCAAGGUUGCUCUAGCAUCCUGCGGAGACUGCCUGGAUGGUGGCACUGUGAGGGGAUGCCCUCGCCAAGCUGGCCCCUGUGAGAUGUCUCAUCCUGCUUUGGGCCUAGCUGCCUCCUGUCUGCUGUGCGUCUGUUGUGCUGUCACGCAUCUCACCUGGGCACUGGCAUCCCGCCACCCCAGUGCUGAUAACCAGCUUUGCCAUUGCUCAUGGACAGGGCUCCUGCCUCCUCCCCAGGCUCUUCUGGCCCACUGGUCCUCUUGGCUCCUUCAUGUCCCCAUCAUCAGGAAACCUUGGCAGCCUCUCCCGCUCUGCUGGAGGCAGCCCCCUUGGCCGUUGUGAGCCCCCAUCCCAUGUGUCCUGCCAGAGGCUCAUGGAGCAAUAUCUUCCCUGCGAGAGUGACAUCUGAGAAGAGGACAUCAGCAUGAAGGCCUAGGUUUUGCUCCUACCUCCUACCUUUCUACUUCCAGUUCCAGAUUUGAUCUAAAGGGCAUAGUUCCAGCAUUCUCUUCUUCUCUUUCUGUAGGGCUCUUCCCGUCAGCCUCGGGAAGGGUCUUCCCAGCUUGCAUGGUAGGAAUGUCUCCAGUGUCGUAUUCCAGCCCUACUUGCACAACAGGCUAUUGGAAACAUGCUAUGGUUCCAGCCUUUCUUCCUUGAGUUUUGAGAUGUAAAACCCUGUUUGGGGAGUUCCAAAAAAAAAAAAAAAAAAUCCCUUUUCUCUCUCAACAAAGCUUAGCCCAUUCCUCCCUGCCACCACAACAUUGAAAAUCUCUGAAAUUAGGAUGGGUUGCAUCUUGAAAUAGACGAUAGGUCACGGUUAUUUUUUGUGGUACACGUUAUAAUUAAUGACAUUUUUCGCUUAGGCUAUUGUCUUGCUAUGGACAUAAAGCUGAGCAAUUCCUUCUUUGUUCUGGCCUCCACCCUCCCCUGGAGGUAAAGAAUGCCUCACCUUCUAAGGUGUGAAGCCACAGGGCAACCAUAAGCAAUUAAAGAUUUACCACAAAAGAAUACACAGUUGUUUCGCAUAUUCAAAAAUAUGUGAACACAGGAUCGCCCUUUCAAUGACACAAAUGGGAUUGGAAUGCAUUCUCACCAUAAGCAAAUAGAUUGGCUUCCACUCUAUACCUGGAAAUACAGCCAAAGAAAAAAUGUGUCCAUCUCAGAGGGUCUGGCCUGGAAAGGAGCAAGAGAUAAGGACUCCCAGACACAAGAGGUGGCCUCGCUCCCCAGGGCUGAGCAUGCCCUGGACUAGUGGUGACCCCUGUGAUGUCUCAGUGCCCGGGGAGGGGUGGGGGGGUGGAAGCCCCCAGCACUGGCACCAUUAGACACUGGACGCACGCCCCUGGCCCGAUGCGUGGAUCACUAAGAACACUUCUGAUUCUAUCUGGGUCUCCCUGCGGGUCCUGCCUGCAAGAAAAAAACAUGCUGGUCAGUAAAUAUGAAUAGCUCAUCCCUUUGGUGGUUAUAGGUUUUCAUUUUAAGCUGACAGUUAGUUAGAAAUAUGUUCCGGCUCAUUCAUCUGUCUCAUGAGAACAUUGUGAGUGUGAGACAUGGAAAAGACUGAAUUUCUGAGGCUGUGUAGCUGACAGGCCCUAGGGACCAGUGACUCCACUGGUAAAGUGUCGUCCUACAGGAUAUUUUGGGGUUAACCAGGGAGCCUUUUGAGGAGUAAUUUGACCUCAACCAAUGCCUUUCUUUUAAAAUGUCUAUACUUUGGUCAGUUUUCUGUGCCCAGUUCUCUCUCUCUCUCUCUCUCUCUCUCUAAAAAAUGGGUGGACUUGAAACAAAAUUGUCAAACCUUGCAAUAACAACUGAAUAUAAGAUAAAAGUCCCUUGAUAGGAGAGAGGGGCCCUCAGUUAGUGAUUGCAAGUAAUAGAAGUUGGUGACUCCAAGUAACAGGAACGGGCUAGCUUUGCUCAAGCAAAAGGAGAGAAAUUAUAGUAAGGAUUCAGAAGUUUUUCCAAGGGCAGAGACACUUCCAGGCUUCAGGAGGUGCCGGAACUGGCCUAGAAUGUUCUCUGUAAGGAGUCUCUUUCCAUUUUUUUUUUUUUUUUUUUUGUCUCUUCUCUUUUCUCUUCUCUUUCAAUGAAAACUGCCUAUUUUUUGCAUCUCUGCUUCAUUUGCAAUGAAACAUAGCCAUCCUGCAUCUCCAAAAUGGACUUAAAAGUUGAACAAUAAUUUCUUUGUUUUAGACUGCAUCUGCUACAUAUAUUCUCUGUAUAUUUUAGUUUUAAAUGCAGAAUUCCUGGGAGAGAAUGUGAAUGUCUAGCAAAUGUGGGUCUAGCAAAUACUCUUGGCACAAUCAAUCAUGGCCAAGGGUGUUUUCCUAGGCCCAUAACUAUAGAUGAUUCCUUUUCCUGAGUAGGCACCAACUCAAAGACAUCUAUAGAACUAGAGACCAAUUCAGUGCAGCCUUAAGCUAAAUAUUCAAGCAUAUUCUGUUUAUUUCUUAAGGUGAGAUUGCAUUCCAAUCCAAUGUGUGCUGAUUCAAAGGAUGACAUACUAUGAUGCCAAAUUUCAUCCAUCACAGACAUUUAACUACAGAUGUAUCAAUGUCAUGUUAUCCUUAGAGUUCUUCAGGGCUUUUUGGUUACCAAGUGUUCAUAUGAGGAGGAAUUGGUAGCUCUUUAGAAUGCCUGGGGGACCCUGUGUGCAGCCAUCACCCUAUGUGGUCAGCAGGGUCCUCCUUCCAUAUCCUGGGCCAGUGGUUUGAAGGAGCCAUUUCAGGGACUAGGAUCCACAGUGUCAGUUCUGUCCCCCACCCUUUAAAUGCAGAUGUGCAUUGUGUACCCUGCGCCAGGCAGCCCAGAAGGCGAGCCAUGAACUGGAGCAACUCCUCUAAGAUACUAAGGUUUUGAUAUCUGCUUCUGGGUACGGCAGCCCUGGAGAUGGUUGGCUGAUGAUUUGGACUUCAGCUUUCUUCAUUUUCUGCUCUGCUCACUUCCAUGCCUGGGUGUCCCAACUUGGUCAAGACUCAGAAACACUGCAGGUCUCAAACUUUGGCAGUCCAUUGGCCGAUUCAGCUCCUCACUUACUUUCAGAAAGAGCCAGGAUAGUUAAGUGAUCCUAAAACUAAACACCUGAUUAUUCAGGGAUAGCGCAUGGACAGAAGAAACAAAGACGACUGAGAGAACUAUAUGACUGGUUGCAGAAAAGAGUUGGGGGCAGAUAAGACGAAACAUUAUUAAAUGGAAACGAUGCGGAACACUGAAAUCAAGUAGGACUUUCACUGGGCAGGGGUUAAGUGAUUCAUCUAUUCAUUCAGUAGACACUUAAAAUGAACAACCAUGUGCCAGUUGUUCUAGACAAUGAUAAGACAAUAGUGAACAGACAGACACCCUGCCUGCCUGGAGUUUACAUUCCAGUGGGGACAGUUAAUGAACAAGAUCAAGAAGUAAAAUGUACAGUAAGUUAAUGGUUACAUAUGCUAAGACGCCCCAGUAGGGAUUUUUGAGAAGUUACUGUGUGUGUGUGCAUGUGUGUAUGUGUGCGUGUGGAUGUUUAAUGGCUCUGAACACUUAUUUGGCACCAAGAGAGGGAAAUUUCUUCAACAAUAGUGAUUUGGAAGAACGAUAAAGAAAUUGCAGUUGUAGAGGCAGGAAAUGAUUCAAGAUUGGAUAUAACUGUUGAACAAUGAAAAAGGGAGAGAGACAGAACCACUUCAGCAUAGCAGUAAUUAAAUUUCUGAGUUUACGUAAAGAGUGUUGUGCAACUUUUUGCAAGCUGACCUUUUAUUUCCUCUAUGUCCUUAAUUACCUUGGAAGGCUAUUUAGAUUUCAAUUCCUCAUAGUUUUUCACCAAUAUUGACUAAGUUCGCUGUCUCAUCACACAGAGAUCCAGUUACUUGUCCAUUUUCGUAUGUGGUACUUUAGAUUUGAGUGUUUGUGUGGGAACACCCCACUUUUCAAAUGUGGUUUUGGCCAGUGCUUUUGGAAUGAGGAAUUUAUCAGCUGUGAUGGCUGAUACAUACUAUUUUAGCCAGAAAUACUGCCUCUUUCUUUGCCAGAAAACUCCCUAUUUCAAAAGGACUUCACUUGAGGAGUGAAUGCCUAAUGAAACUCCAGUCAUAUUCACUAAUUUGCAUAAUAUUAUUCAGUUAAAAAUAUGUUCCGGUGCAGCAACUAUCUGUAAUUUUCUCAAUAAGUCUCGGUAUAACUGGGCAGGUAUUGCCUACGUUACCCAAAAUAACUCAAUAUACAGCAAAUAAUGAUAGCCUCUACCCUUGACUAGGUGUCAGACGACAUUUAAAUUCUUUUUAUGUAUUAACAGUUUCAGUCCUCACCGUAAUCGUUAGGUUGGGACCACUGAUAGCCUUAUUUUGCAGUCAGAGAAACUGAAGCACAGGUAAGUGGGCGCUGCUCAGCUCACAGAUGGUAGAGCUGGGAUUUAACCUGGGGCAGCUGUUACGCUUGUGAUCAUGAUGCUGUGCUCCUUGUAGUUCUAGAAACACAACUCCUAGAGACUACAUAUUUUAGGACGUUUUUCCUUUACAAACAACCACAUCGCAGCAGUGAUAAAUGGAGGACAGGCAAAAGGCAUCAGGGGAAUGGAAAGAUCAUCAGCUUUGGGGAGUGGGAUGAAUCCUAGUCCAGUUAUUGUACCCAGUGGGGAAGCUGGGCAAGGCCCUGGACCUCUCUGGAAGCCCUGUUUUCCUUCUAUAAAAUGCAGAAGUUAUACCACUCACAGCAUCCUGAGCAUUAAAUGUGAUAUCCUGUGUGAAGUGUCCGUCUCAUCGUUGGACACUUAUUCAUCUCUUUCCAACAUAAACAAUCAGAUAUGGGUGAGGAUCCGAUGAACAAUUAGGAGCCAUAUGGUGAAGAAAAUUGGAAAUGGCAUUGGCGACCUUCCGUGCCCUUUGGAGAAUCCAGGAUGGGAUUCUUUAGGACACAGUUUCCUUGAGUCAGGGAUACAGGGGCUGCAGUUCUCUGAAGUGUCAACUCAAGGCCUGGGUAAUAAGUUAAGCUAGUGGUGUUGGGGGCAAACUCCCUUCUGAGCUCUAAGAAGGUGUCUGGGUCCAGGGCUUGGUCCUCCAUUGCCAUUGCCCCUGGGAAGACCCUUACAAGAACUCCAAGGUGGUCUAGAAAGGGCUGCAAAAGCUUUAUGGAGAAUACAAGUUCUCAAACUUUUAGGCUAAGGACCCCUCUUUAUACUCUUACAAAAUAUUGAGGACUUUAAAGAGCUUUUGUCUAUGUGGUUAACUCUAUUGAUAUUUACCAUAUCAGAAAUUAAAACUGAGAACUUAGAAAAGUAGAUUUUUAUUAAUCAUUUUAAAAAUUAGCAAUAAACUCAUUACCUCCCAUUAACAUGAAUAACACAUCUUUUAAAAAAUAAUUAUAUUUUUGAAACAAAAAAGUUAGAAAAGUGUCAUUGUUUUAUGUUGUUUACAUUGUUCUGAAAAUCUCUUUAAUAUUUGGCUCAAUAGAAGACAGUUGAAUUCUAACACCUGCUUCUCCAUUCAUUCUUUGAGACAUCAUGCAUCAUGUAUCCUCUGGGAAACUGCUGUACACCAUGAGAAAGCGAGAGUGAAAAAGGCACAUAACAUCUGUGUGUUUUUAUGUGGAUGUGCCCCUUAAAGAUGGCGACUUGCUCCUGAGAAACGAGGCCACUUAGUGCAAGGAAAGGAGUUCUCUGAGGUGUCCUGGCUCCCAUAGAUCAUGUCACCGUUAACCCCAAGUUCAGGCUUCGAAGGCUGCUGCUGAGGGAAAGUGGUUGCUCCCACCACCCUCCUUUUUCUCGGAGCAGUUCUGAGGCAGGAGAAUAUGACAGUGCUACUCAGAAUUGUUUGUUUCAUAGCUCUACUCAUUUCUUAUCACAAGGCUGAUGAAUGCAAGGAACAUGAAGAACAAGUAAUUUCAGUUUUCUCUGCAAAUAAAAUUGAUGUUCGUCCGUGUCUUCCUAACGUGGAUAACGACAAAGUCACUAUAAUUUGGUAUAAAAACGACAGCAGGACACUUAUUUCUAUGAAACAAGACAGCAGGAUUCAUCAGCACAAAGAUAAAAUUUGGUUUGUUCCUGCUAAGGUGGAGGAUUCAGGACAUUACUAUUGUGUGGUAAGAAAUUCAACUUACUGCCUCAGAAUUAAAAUAACUGCAAAAGUUGUGGAGAAUGAGCCUAACUUGUGUUACAGUGCACAAGCUACAUUUCCACAGAAGCUACCUAUUUCAGAAGAUGGAAGAAUUGUGUGCCCUUUUAUGAAUUUUUUUAAAGAUGAAAAUAAUGAGUUCCCCCACAUACAUUGGUAUAAGGAUUGCAAACCUUUACUUGGCAAUAUAAACUUUAUUGGAGUAGAAAAUAAACUCAUCGUGAGGAACGUGACCGAAGAGUCUAAAGGGAACUAUACUUGUCAUGCAUCCUACACACACUUGGGAAAGCAAUAUCACGUCACCCGGGUGAUAGAACUUACUACCAUGGAGGAAAACAAGUCCGUUAGGCCUGUGAUUGUGAGACCAGUUAAUGAGACAAUGGAAGUGGAGUUGGGUUCCCAGGCACAAUUGAUAUGCAAUGUCACUGGCCUAGUGAGUGACGCCGUCUACUGGAAGUGGAAUGGGUCAGAUAUUGAUGAAGAUGAUCCAUUGCUGGUGGAAGACUUUAAAACAAUGGACAUUCCUUCAACCAAAAAACGGAAAACAAUAAUCUUAAUGCUUAAUAUUUCAGAAGUAGAAAGUAGGUUUUAUCUAUAUCCAUUUACCUGUUUAGCCAUGAAUAUAGCUGGUGAAAAUGCAGCAUAUAUCCAAUUAAUACAUCCAGCUGCACGUGAUUUCCAGAAGCAUGUAAUUGGUGUAUUCGUCAUGUUUACGGUAGCGAUUACAUGCUCUGUUUUCAUCUACAAAAUCUUCAAGGUUGACAUUGUGCUUUGGUACAGGGAUUUCUUCUAUGAUUUUCUCCCCCCAAAAGUUCCAGAUGGAAAGACCUAUGAUGCCUACAUACUGUAUCCCAAGAUCCUUGGGGAGGAGGCCACCUCCAACUCAGAUAUUUUUGUGUUUGAAGUCUUGCCUGAGGUCUUGGAAAAACAGUGUGGAUAUAAGCUGUUCAUUCUUGGAAGGGAUGAUUAUGUUGGGGAAGACAUUGUCCUGGUCACUGAUGAAAAUGUAAAGAAAAGCAGAAGACUGAUGAUCAUUUUAGUCAGAGAAAUGUUGGGAUUCAGAAGUCUAGGGAGUUCAUCUGAGGAGCAAAUAGCUAUAUAUAAUGCCCUCGUUCAAGAUGGAAUUAAAGUUGUCCUACUUGAGCUGGAGAAAAUCCAAGACUACGAGAAAAUGCCAGAGUCCAUUAAAUUCAUUAAGCAGAAGCACGGGGUCAUACGAUGGUCAGGGAACUUUACUAAGGAAUUUCAGUCUGCAAAGACAAGGUUCUGGAAAAACGUAAGGUACCACAUGCCAGCUCGGCAGCAUCCACUUUCAUCCAAGCACAAGUUGCUGUCUCCAGCCCCGGGGCCGGACUCCAAGGACAGACUGCAAGAAAUCCACAUACCCCUUGGGUAGCACAGAAGAGCUUGGGCGAAGAGCCCAUUGGGUGACUCCUGUCUCAUGGCCCUCCAGGCCGGGCUGUGCCUCCUGCUGACUUGUGCAGUCAUAGAAAGCACGUGUAUAGCCCUUUAUCUCUGAGGUCCCCUGGCACUGGACUGUUAAAGGAGUAGGAUGUGGUGGCAAUAGCAGGCUAGGGCAAAUCCAAUCAGAGGGUUUGGGAAGGCCUUUCAACAAGGCCACAGAUGCUCCCUCUCAACGUUUGAGCUGCUGAGAAAAGGCACUGGGAUGGUAAAUGAGAGAAAAGAAUGUGCACUCCAUGUUCGCCAUCUAGAGUUGGCUUUAGGUUGAUGGGGCCCCAGGGGACCCCUGCAGGGUCACUAUCCCAGAGAGGCUGUCAUGGACCCUGCAGGCAGAGGAAGGCUGAUGCUUCACAGAGGACGGUGAAAUGAUUCUUGGAGAACUUCACAUUUGCCAGCAGUCAGUUUCUAGAAAUUCAACUUUAUUUUAUAGACCUUUACAAUUAUUUCAAGACAUGAAGGGAUUCCUCAGGAUUCCAAGGUUUUGAAAUAGCCUUUGUGUUCAAAGCAGCAGUAAUAGGGCAUUGUUUCUCCUCUUUGUUCUUUUCUCCCUGGCAUGACCAUUCUGUUCUUCCUUUUCUUUGUAUUUUACUUGGCUCAUCACUUCUCUGAAAGAACAGCUUGCAGUGCGCUCGUCCCUUCACCUGUCACCCACACUGCCCCUCGUGGGACGCCAUUUAUCGCGUCCUGCCCUUGGGAACGAACCUCCACUGGGCUUCUCCUCUCCUGCUCAUGAGCUGAAGCUCAGGUCCCUCCUUAGCAGCUCCGUGUCCCCUCCCCAGCCUGGCUGCACCUGUCCUCACGGCCGCCACCUCCUCUGUCUGGCAAGGUAGAUUCUCAGGUCGGCUCUCCCUUGGCACCUGCCCCGAGCCCCUCUGCCGCCACCCUGCCUCGCCAGCCUCGCCCCCUGCCUGGACGGCCCUCUCCCAUUUUCUCGGCCUACCAGAACUUUCAAAAUUGAUUUCAAUUCCAUUUUCACCAAGAGACUACUUGACAGCGCUCUCUCCUUCCUCUCUACUGGCAGCAUUUACUGUUGGUUAUCGCGUCACGGGAUUGUGUGUGCUGCCUCCAGCCAGAAGCUUUGUGUGUUUCACUGUUCAUCCUUGGUGCCUUCCACAAGUAAUUUGCACAUGCAGCACAUAUUUAUUUACUGCUUUAUUGUUGAGCAAGUUUUCUCAGAUCAUUGUAUUUAAUUUUCACACUUACGCUUAUUUUAAGGAGAAUGAGUUUCCUGGUUUUUAAAUAUUCCACUCUUAGCACUGUUUGGACCUAGGGCGUGAACCUCCGUCUCUGGCUCCCAGUCCAGGUUGGAAAACUUGAUUCAGGGCAAUAAACGAGCCGCCCCCCAAACCACCCCACCCCCCAACCCCAGCCCUUCUGUGGGAAGAAAUGGUGGGAUGGGGGCUAAGUCUAGGAAUGCUUUUAUUUGAGAAACCAAAUUCCUAAUUUUCAAAACUUAUGUUUAGCUUUUAUGGAAAAGCUUUUCUGCUUUUGUAAGUUCUUUCCCUAAAGGUAAAUAUUUCUUAUUAAAUAAAAAUGAAACCAAAUUGGGGUUUCUAGUAUAGAAAUAAGUAUUUUUUAAAAAUUUGAAGACAGUCCUCAGGAUUAUUUGAGAUUCCCUGGGAAACCCCAAAGCCAUGUUUAUGUGCCAAUUAUUGAAGUAUAUGAAGGACAGACCUUCUGUUUAUAUUUUUCAUAUAUAAUAUUAUGGGUGGGUGAACACAAACUUUCUUUUGGAACAAUUAUUUCUUUUCCCGGAGUAGUCAGAGCUAGACAAGAACACAGUGUUUAAUGUUUUGACUCUUCCCUCUAGCUGGCUUCUCCCUGCUCCGAUUUUAGUAAUAGUCGUGUUUUGGAAAGACCGAUUUAAAGGAAGUACUUUAUUUUCAUUUGGCAAGACACGCAGACCGCAGCCCAAGUCCAACUGAGGCAGUGUCACAUCCCAAAAGAUGCCUAUUAAAUGCUUUAAAAGUAUAAUUUUGCAGAUGCUUGUUAGUGUAUCAUCUAUACAGUAGAUUUGCAUGUAUAAUACCAAGAAAGCCAGUUCUGAAUCUUAUCAUUAGAGGCAAAAUUGGUCAGGAACUGAGAAGGGGAAAAACAACCAAGAAUUCCAAGUGGUAUUGCAUCUAGACUUUAGGGAGAGACAGAAAUCCCCUGAUAAAUGUGGAUGGAGGAGGGUCCCAAACAGGAAAGUGAAAUGUCACUCCCCAGCUCAGGAUUCCAGAGGAAGAAACAACAUUUCUAAUUCGUGUGCACUUCCUUUGACUUAUUGUUUUCACCAAAACCUCUUUUAAGCUCUUCCUUUCACCUCUUCCCCAUUAAUUAGAUUUUACUGCAUUUUCUGAUGAUUUUUUUUUCAGUCAGCUUAAGUGUUUAAAAUAAAAGUCUGCAAAUACAACGAAGUAUUUAAUUACCGCUUGUUAAAACGGGUUUAGCAGAAUUUGUAAUUUCCCUUUCUUCCCGUUCUAUUUAAUUUUAUUUGCAAUAAAACGGAAAGGUUUUGAGCCGUUUUUGAUAAAUUAUGUUUGUACUGGUUAAUGAUGAAGGUAUUUUUUAAAACUAGUUUGUAUAAUUCUGCAGCAGAUGCCAAAUAUUUUUCUAUCUAGAAACACCAGAUUCUCGUACAGUAUGCCUCACUGAUCAGUGUACUGCACUUGUUUUCUAAUAAAAUUGUUAAAACCUGG
Molecule: messenger RNA, 13084 nt
Organism: Choloepus didactylus (southern two-toed sloth)
Lineage: Eukaryota; Metazoa; Chordata; Mammalia; Pilosa; Megalonychidae
Gene: IL1R1
Product: interleukin 1 receptor type 1
Exons: 13
Coding region: 8620-10338 (572 amino acids)
Biological process (GO): regulation of inflammatory response; signal transduction
Molecular function (GO): interleukin-1, type I, activating receptor activity
Source: RefSeq, a predicted model, not a curated record